AUGAAAACGGCAGCGGCGGUGGUAUUAAUGCAACAGUGGAGUGAGUUUGGCGGAUGGAAACGAAUAGGACUGAGGCACCUCACCGGAGAAAUGGGGAGCGGGCGUCAUGAUGGCGAAGCAGCGGCGCUAAUGGUGGCGAUCGAUCUCGACAAGGUGGUGAGGUGUCAACUGCCACCGGCGGUCAAAGGAACAGUGACACUCGUAGCCCACCUCUUCAUGAUGAUCUUGCUAUCCCGACGUGAACGGAGGUCGACGGCGGUUUCCCCUGGUGGCCUUAGCUGA
Molecule: messenger RNA, 282 nt
Organism: Lactuca virosa
Lineage: Eukaryota; Viridiplantae; Streptophyta; Magnoliopsida; Asterales; Asteraceae
Source: the annotation of a GenBank genome assembly